This is a messenger RNA of Orbilia oligospora ATCC 24927, 693 nucleotides long. RefSeq lists its product as uncharacterized. The record is from RefSeq and is a predicted model, not a curated record. The transcript has a single exon. Gene Ontology annotation, cellular component: nuclear body; RecQ family helicase-topoisomerase III complex. Lineage: Eukaryota; Fungi; Ascomycota; Orbiliomycetes; Orbiliales; Orbiliaceae. Bases 1 to 693 code for a protein of 230 amino acids. Gene Ontology annotation, biological process: double-strand break repair via homologous recombination; resolution of meiotic recombination intermediates.
AUGGCGCCCUCGCUGGCUAUUCAAAUAUCCGGUCACCUCGUCUCCACCAAAUCCAUUCUUCCUUCCCAAACCUGGCUGGCUUCUUUCCUAUCCACCCAGAAGUCCAAUCUCCCCUUCCAAUCCCUUACCCAAACAGCCUUAUUCCGUCUCCUAGCCUCCGAAAUAACCAUCUCAGUCCAACCAACUCCUGAAAACAUCUUUCCUGCUACAAUUCACGAUUUAGAAAACCGUUCGUCUCGUCUUAAAGGCCCCGUUGUUGCACAAAUCGUCGAUAUAGAAGAUAUUGGACACAGCAAACUUUUUCAACUCGACGCGUUGGAAUCUGCAGAGCGUGGUGAGAAAACGAAGGGAAAGGAGGUUAUCAGGGUUAUUCCUGGAGAACAAGAUGAUAAUGAUCCCGAUAACCUUGGUUUGACGGGUGCCAGUGGACCCCAUAAGCUGCUGCUGGAGGAUGCGAAUGGGACAAGGGUUUAUGCUUUUGAGUUUAAGCCGAUUACCGGAGUGGGUAUUGGGAUGAAUAUUGGGACUAAAGUGGUAAUAAGAGACGUGAAGGUUGUCAGAGGAGUAUUGAUGCUACAACCCGGAAACACGACAAUGGUUGGUGGGAAGGUCGAAGAGCUACAUAAAAACUGGAGGGAAGAACGAAAGGGACGGCUAAAGGCUGAGAUUGAAGCUAUGAAGGAGGAUGGAUGA